AUGUUUACAUCGGAAAAAGAUGUUAAUCAAUUUUGUAGAAUAUUUAAUCCACCAACAUGUAAUUGUAAUUUACUUCCAGUUGAUGAGUCAAUAUUAAUGAAAGUUGAGAAUAUCAGAAAUUAUAUUUUUGAUAGAUUUGUAUUUUCAACAACAGGAAAUGAUACAAACAAAAUAUUUGGUCAACAACAAACAAGUAUUACAAAAGAAGACAGAGAAAGAAUGUCUAAAAUUAUUCAAAAAGUAGAGUCUUUGAUUUAUUUUUCUUAUGCAUCAGAUGAAAUAAUAGAAAUUAUCAUUCAAAAUAUGAAGAAAGGAAAUAAAAUAAGAAGUAAUGAAAUGUUUUCAGAGGUAUUUAAUGAAACAUUUGAUAAAAUGAAAAUAGAAGAAUCACUUUAUCCAAAAAGUCCUAUUAAACAAGAAAAAGAAAUAGAUAUACCAAAAGGAAUUACAAUUUAUUCUUCAAGUAUAGUUUUGUCUGAACAAAACAAUGAAAGAAAUAUUAAAUUUUUUAAAUCACCAAGUAGUUCAUUAUUUUCAAAUACAAAAAUAACAUCAUUUAAUCCAACUAGUGGUAAUGAUGGAUGUGGUAUUAGAGUUAAUAUUGAAGAUAUGAAUAAAGAAGAAAAUAGAAAGUAUACAAGAUUCUUAAUGACUUUUAUGUAG
Molecule: messenger RNA, 663 nt
Organism: Entamoeba histolytica HM-1:IMSS
Lineage: Eukaryota; Evosea; Mastigamoebida; Endamoebidae
Exons: 2
Coding region: 1-663 (220 amino acids)
Source: RefSeq, a predicted model, not a curated record